This is a messenger RNA of Heterocephalus glaber (naked mole-rat), 3666 nucleotides long. RefSeq names its product ankyrin repeat domain 65 (gene Ankrd65). Gene Ontology annotation, cellular component: nucleus. The record is from RefSeq and is a predicted model, not a curated record. Gene Ontology annotation, molecular function: protein binding. NCBI's taxonomy places the organism in Eukaryota, Metazoa, Chordata, Mammalia, Rodentia, Bathyergidae.
CUACACAGCCAGACCCCAUCUCAAAAAACACACACACAGGCCAGGAAUUUAGCUCAGUGGUUCCAGCGCUUCCCUCAAAAGUGCAAGGUCCCAAGUUCGAUCCCUGGUACCAAACAAAUAAACACACACGCACACACAAACACACACACAGAUGCAACAGCGCUGUUUGUAUACUUGGGCAAUGAAUUUGGGGCUAAAAAACGCUGCAAAGCAUGUCUUUACUAAGCCCAUCCUCUCAAGCCCUUCCUCCCUCCCUUCCUUCCUUCCACAUUUAUCAGACUGUCGCUGUGUAUGUCUCAGGCCAUUUUUUGUUGUUAUAGCUAAAUUCCUGAAAAACGGGCCAGGGAUUUAGCUCAGUGGCACUGGCACCUGCCUUGCAAGCACAAGGUCCUGAGUUUGAUCCCUGGUACUAGAAAAGAAAGAAAGGAAGGAAGAAAAGAAAGAAAGAGAGAGAGAAAGAGAAGGAGAGAUAUGUUUGGAUCCUGGGUGCAGUGGCUGGGAAGCUGGAGGGCACAGUGCCAGCCGCUGGUGAGGCCUCCCUGGUGGCCUCUGUGUUCAGACAGCCAGUGUCCUCACUCAAGUGCCCUCCUGCGCUGCCCUCCUGACCUCCUCUGACCCUCAUAGCUCCCAAGGGCCUCAGCCUCCAAAGGCCAUCAACAUACAACUUUAGCCAAGCACAGUGGCUCAUGCCUGUAGCUCCAGCUCUCCGGAGGCUGAGACAGGAAGACUGCCAUGAGUCUGAGGCCAGCCUGGGCUACAUAGUGAGUUCAAGGUCAGUCUGAACUACAUAGUGAGAUCCUGCCUUAAAAUGAACAAACAAACAAACAAAAUAAUGGGACCAGACAAGGACUGUCUCAGCGCAAUGGCUGGGCUCCAGGUCUCUUGGGGGUGACGUCUGUGUGCCGCGGCACACGGGAAUGGCUGGGCGGGCUGCAAGUGGGCAGGGGCCCCUUGCCUCCCUCAGGCGCUUGAGGGCCGCUUUCUGGGGUGGUGAGAGUCCAGGGAGACUGUGUCCCUGAGCCUGGGGUGCUGGAGGAGGUCUGGGCUGACCCCUAGUGGGGGCAGGGAGAGCCCAGCCUGGGAGUCCGACCUGGUCUAGGCUCCGGAGGGGUGGCCCACCGCCCCUCCCUGCCCCGGGCACCAGAAAGCCUCCCGCAGGGCCACUUCCCACCUCCACACCCAGGUGUUCUAGCGGCUCCGGCCCCAGAAAAACCCACUGCCUUCCUUGGCCUGGUGCAUGUCCUGCCUGGAGCACUACCCAGACCAGUCCGCAGGGGUAGCCACCCCACCUCCCGCUCCGCCCUCUGUCCAGGAGGUCGUGGGAAGCAUCUGCAUGGGGAAGAGUGGAACCCCACCUGUCCCCUCCCCGCCCUCGGGAGCAAGAGGUGAAAGGGUUGCAGCCCAGGUAGUUUUAGUGGGGGUGGGGAGGGAAUGUCGGGCGCCUGAAGGCUAAGGGGCCUCUGCAGACCGCAGGCAUGUUCCUACCUGCCCUUCCCAGCCACCUGCGGAAGCUGGCAGACAGUAAGGGGCAGGGUGCUCCUGGCACAAGGGCCUCCGGCUAAACCGCUCGGUGCACAGUGUCGAGUGGCUCGGCUUGGGGGGAGGGAGCAGCAGCCUGCUCUGCCCAUCCCCUUAGAAACUCCAGCUUCAGAAUCAGCACCCCACCUCCCAGGAGGGCCACCGGGCCGAAGCUGAGGCAAUACCGGCACGGAGAGGACAGAGCCACCAGGGCAGCUCCCUUUGUGGAUAACUGGAAGCCAAGCCCAGCAAGCCUAAGUGGUGGCGGGUGCCCUGGUGGGGUGGGGUCUCCAUGCCAGCGGAGGACCCCUGGAUUGGGCGGGGCAGCAGCCGCUAGGGGGCUGCAGGCCCCUCCUCUUCCCAGAUGGACCCCAGCAGGCUGGGACCCAGUGCGCAAGACCUGGCCGAGGCGCAGCUGGAGCUGCGGUGGGUGGAGCUGGGCUCAGAGGCCCCUGGAGCCAGGGGAGAGAGGCCCAGCGCUCCCCAGGCCUGGAGCCGCCUGCUCCAGGCGGUGUGUUGCGGUUCCCCAGGCCUGGUAAUGCAGCUGCUGCGGAAAGGCGCCAGCAUAGAGGAGAGGGACGGCAUGGGCCGCACCCCGCUGCACCUGGCGGUGCUGCGCGGCCACGCACCCCUCGUGCACCUGUUGCUGCGACGCGGGGCGCAGUCGGACGCGGCGGACGGCGCGGGGCGCACGCCGCUGCAUGAGGCCGCCUGGCACGGGCACUCGCGCGUGGCCGAGCUGCUGCUGCGGCGCGGGGCCCCGGCGGGCGCGGCGGACGUCGCGGGGCUGGCACCACUGCACUGGGCCUGCGCGCUAGGCCGCACGCCACUCGCGGGUCUCCUGCUGGCCGCGCCGGGCCCUAGCCCCGACCAGAUGGGGGAUGCUCACGGCUGGACGGCAGCGCACUGGGCUGCGGUGGGCGCGCGGCUGCCGGCGCUCGAGCUGCUGGCGGCGCGCGACGGCGCGGACCUGGAUGGCGCCCUGCUGGUGGCGGCCGAGGCCGGGCGCUCGGAGGCGCUGCGCCUCCUGCUGGCGCUCGGGGCGCGGGCAGACGGCGCAGACCGCGCGGGGACUUCGGCGCUCGGGCUGGCAGCGGGCCUGGGCCGCCUGGAGGUCAUGGAGGUGCUGCUGGCCCACGGGGCCGACCCGGGAGUCCGGGAUAGGCACGGCCGCUCCGCGCUCCACAGAGCUGCGGCUGGGGGACACCUGCCCGCCGUCCAGCUGUUGGUGGCCUGGGGAGCCGCGGUGGACGCGCAGGACUCUCUGGGCCUCACGCCCCUGCACCGCGCAGCGCGGGCCGGGCGCGCUGAGAUCGCUGGCCACCUCCUGGACAGCGGUGCGCAGGUCAACGCUGCCGGCUGGCUCCACAAGACCCCGCUGCACCUCGCCACAGAGCACAACCAGAGAGCCACAGUGGAGCUCUUGCUGAGCCGAGGGGCCAGCCCCACCCUGAGGACGCAGUGGGGUGAAGUGGCCCAGACGUCCACUGGGGGCCCGCCCCAGGAGCUGCCUGGCCCCUGGCCGCCUCUGGAGGAGGCUGAGCCUCUGCACCCGUAGCAGCACUGAAGGCUGCUGGCUUUUGUCUCCAGGGCCGAGAGCACCUGCUUGGGGUGGGCGAUCUGCAGAGAAGUCCCCGGAGGUUGGCGUCAUGGGGCUGUGGCUGGACCUGGGGUGACCCCUCAGCUCCCGGGAACACCCAUAACCCUCAGUGCCAGCCUUCUCCCCUGCAGCUGUGACCAAAACCGGAUGGCUUCCUUUGUCUACUCCCUGUGGGGCACCCUAACCCCUCCCGCUCACCACACAUGGGGCACCCUGUUUUCUUAGACUCCUCGUCUCUCUGUUUGGCUUCCAUUAAGCACAUUGGAUCUCCCCUCCACCCAGAGCCCCUGCUCCCGGGGCCUCCUGCUGUAACUCCUUCAGGCCAAGCUGGGAAUGGGCAGCAGGUGCCCUGGGACCCCCAGACCGCCAUUGUGUGCACCCUCCCUGCUGUGCCAGGGGGACCUGAGAAGGGCUUCCUCAUGCUUUCUGUGCCUCCUGAUCAAGGCCUGGUGCUUUUCUGUGUGGCAAAGCCCAGUGCCAGGGUGUGUGGUGUGGCCAGCUCCCACCUCGCAGGAAAUGUAAUUACAAACUUCAAUAGCUUCUCCUUA